Messenger RNA from Macrosiphum euphorbiae (potato aphid), 495 nucleotides. The record is from the annotation of a GenBank genome assembly. Lineage: Eukaryota; Metazoa; Arthropoda; Insecta; Hemiptera; Aphididae.
AUGAUGUCGAUGUCACGGUUACUCUUGACGGUGCACGUUUUGGCGAUUUCGGCGACGGCGGUGGUGUCGUACUACCCGUCGGAUCUCGCGCUCCAGGACAGCAAUCUGAAGGACCAGUUGAAGGCGCAGCAGGACGGCGGAAAAGCUGACGACGGCCUCGCCGUGGCGUACUUACCAGCCUACGCGAUACCCGACGGGUCACCGGUGGACCCUUGUGUGACGUGCAGGCCUCGUCGGACCACGCACAAUUGCCGGCGAAUCACCGGGGACAGGUGUCCGGGUCGAUCUAGCCCGACCUGCACCACGAAACGCUGCAGUUCACCUCAAUCCUCAACCGGACCUAAGAAACGCUGCAGUUCACCUCAAUCCCCAACCGGAUCCAAGAAACUCUUCAGCAACUCUAAGUUGUACCCUCGUUCUGCUGCCGCUGAAACGAAACGCAGCCCCCCUUCAUCCAUCACCCCCGUCAAACCAAACCGGAAUGAUGGACCGUAA